Molecule: messenger RNA, 1483 nt
Organism: Cuscuta epithymum
Lineage: Eukaryota; Viridiplantae; Streptophyta; Magnoliopsida; Solanales; Convolvulaceae
Source: the annotation of a GenBank genome assembly
GAGGAAGCUAUCAAGGUACCAUGAGGGGGUCCAUUUACACAUUAUUUUGAGAGAAAUGCCAAAUAGGCUAUCCCCUCACUCACCCUCUCCCAUUAUUUCGGCCAAAGAGACCCAAGAGAGAAGGAUAGCUCUUGCAACCUCAUCCUCCAUAGCCAAGAACUGAACUCAAGCAAGGAAGCUCCAAGGAGGAAGAUUAAAGGGAGAAAAAGGCUAGGAAAAGUGAGAAAGAUUAAGGAACUUGAUUUAGAGUAUCUUUGAGCUUCGCCGGAGUCUCGCCGGAGUUGGUCAAAGUUGGCCGGAGUUGGUCAAAGUUCACCGGAAUCGGUCAAAGUUCAACCGCGGAGCGUAGAACACGCUUAAGCUCACUUAAGUUUCAGGUAGGGAGUAGAGCUUGCUACUACCGUUCGUUGCUUCGGGAAUUCAAGGAGGAAGGCGGGGUUCGUACUUCUCCUGUUUCUGUUUUGAAAACAAUUUAAAUAAUGCUCAUGGAUAUUAUUUCGAAUAUUUAUUUGGGGGCUUGUAUGCCCGUGGUUGCCACGUGUGGCUCGAAUAUUUGUAAUUAUGUUUCCGCUGCUUAAUUAAAUAUUUUACGUUAUGAUUGUUUAUGGAUGUACUAUGUGUGAAUGGUAUUCAAGACGCCUAGUAUAGUAUGGAUGAGUUGGACUGCGGUUGACUAUUCGUACUGUACGGCGGGUUGUUGACGUGUCCGGUAGGUCCGGGGCGUGACAGCUGGCGCAGCAGCAUUUGGUGGCGGAGGUCAACGGCUUCAAGCCUUCAAUCCAGAGCAGCGGCGAAGUGGUCUUGGCGAUGAUCGAGAACAACGAGUGGGGGAGUUGGGGGAUUUCUUGCACAUGUCUAUGACGCGCAGGGGGAGUUGGGCGGAUGUUUUUGGGCUGGAUGUAAAUGUGUAAUACUAAUUUUUUUUGGGCUGGGGUAUAAUACUAUUUUUUUUGGCCCUUCAAAAUUCCGGGCCCUGUGCGGUUGCACUGGGCAGACAUGCCCUGGGCCGGCCCUGGUAAGCAGACAAGAGAAAUUAACACUGCUGCAACUACCAAGAGAUCGAGAGGUAGACCGCAGAAAACAACAUCUUCUGCUACUACGCCAUUUAUGAGUACUGGAGAAAAAAAGAAAGUAGUCUCACACCGUCAAAGGCCCAAACCUACUUCACAGUUUGAUGGUGAGUUUGGAGUUACUGCAUCCCAACCAACUUCAAGUGGGCUAAGAAACACAUUUUCUAUUUCGGGUUGCUCACAAUUUGAAGGACAAUCACUCCUAGAGAAAGCAACAAAUUUAGAAGAAAAAAAUGGAGGAAGUGGUUCCAAAGCAAAGGGUGCUUCAAAAAGAAAAUGAUGACUCACUAGUUAUUUUUUUUAUGUGACAAUGUAAUCUUCAUUUGAAUGAUAAUCACUUGUUACGGAUGUGAUGCACACUUUUAAGUGUUGUGACAAUCUUUUACUUUGUUGUGUUUUAGAAUGUUGUGUAG